CUGUGCUCAAGCUUCCUGCUGGACCUGGCAGCAGCCUUUCGCCUCCUGGUGCCCCUCCUCCGGCUCUGUGUUUUCCGCAGCAGGUCCAGCGCAACAGUUAAGCUGUGGCGCAACAAUUAAGCUGUGGCACCCCAAACAGCCUGCCCCUGUAAGAUCCUGAGAUGAAAUCACAUGACGAUAGAGAGAGAGAGAGAGAGAGAGAGAGGGAGAGGGAGAUUAGCUAUGAAUUGGAGACGACAGCAGCCUCAGACAGACACAGGAACACACUCAUGCUUCUCUAACCUUUUGCUGUAGCGUACAUGACUACCGCUGCAGUCAUAACGAUGCAAGAGAGGAGAUGAGGAGAGGAGAGUGUAGAGGGGAGGAUGGUGGAGUGAGGCAGGCAGGGCGGGGCUGCUGAGUGACAGAGCGGGAGGCAGGAGAGGGAGGAAGCUGCUCAACAGACGACCAAGAAACAGAGGGAGGAGGAGGAAGAGAGAGAGUAUAUCCACAGGACGUGAGUGCCAACAGCAGAGGAGGGGGGGGGCUUCCAGACUGGAUGGGCCCAGCAAUGCCUUGAUGGAGUAUGGGCCAGGUUUUAGGAUUCUCCCACUGCCAGGAAUAUGGCUCUGUGGCGUCCACUCCAGACUCAACGCCUCCUUGCACCGAUGGCGGAAAUGAGGAGUCCGAGAUGUGCGAGCUGCAAACAGCCAGGGAAUGGUCUGACGAUGAGGAGGGGGGAGGUGGAGGUCCAGAUGAUGACGAGGGACUGGCUUCAUCCCCGUCCAUCUGGGGCACGCCACGUCAGAACUCCUUCGAGCUGACUUUCUCUUACAUUGCUAUCGCAGAGGCCGAAGCGGUGGGGGCCUCGCGACACCUCCGUGACCGACGCAGGGGUGGCUCUCGGGGAAGUCGCACUCCUUUGAUCCGCACGGACACCCUGGAAACAAUGUUGUACUCCCCCGAUGUAGACUGGGACCCUCAAGCCUUCCUUAGUCGAGAGGAAGAAGAGGAAGAAUCAGGAAGGAGAGAGCAGGAGAGGGUGGAGGCAAGUGCAGCGGUGAGGAGGGAGCAGCACAGACAAAUUGAGACUAUUACAAUCCAGCCCUCUCACCAAAAUCUGGACCCAGAAACUCAGGGGAGAGAUGCAGAAAUCCAAAGAGAUGAGACUCCAAGCAGUCUGACCCAGACUGACCAGCCUCCCUCUCCGUCCCCGUCUUCCCAGCGUCAGAGCGCCUCACAGAUACUUCAGGCAGCAGCAGCCUCACCGACCCCUGAGCCAGAGUCCCCCGUCACCAGGGAAACCAUUUCGGUCACGCUGCUCACAUCAGUGCGGCCCAGAGGCCCAGCGUUUUCGUCGCCAGCUGCCAUUGGUCUAAACUCUCAGGAACAGCUGGUCAGCGAUCACUGGUUUUCAGCACUUAACCUAUCAGAGGACCCGACAGUAUGCACCCAUAUAGCAGUGAUGGACCUGAUCUACUGGAAGGACACAGAGCGAACAGGCAUGGUGCUAACAGGGCUAGUGGUCGGCCUGCUGUCCCUGUUCCAGCUCAGCAUCAUCACUGUGGUCUCCACAGUCUCCCUGGCUGUCAUGUGCUUCACCAUCUCAGUGCGCAUCUACUACCAAGUUCUCUACAUCCUCAGCUGGGGCGAUGGAGAACACCCCUUCAAGUCAUACUUGGACCUGGACAUUAGUUUCAGUGGAGAGGAGGCUGACCUCUAUAUGCAGAAAGCCAUCGUUAUGGCUCUGUCUGCCGUUGACACUCUGAAGGGACUCUUUUUUGUUGGGAACCUCUUUGAGUCCCUCAAGCUCCUGGUUCUGAUGUACCUUGUGACAUACCUGGGAGACCUGUGCAAUGGCCUUACUCUGUUCAUCAUCGGUGUGAUCGCUCUGUUUUCUCUGCCACUUUUCUACAGACAACGCCAGGAGCAGGUGGACAGCUUCAUUGCAAAAAUCCAGGCCCACAUUGACAACGUCAAGGACACCUUUCAAAGACUUGCCCAGGGUGGUGGCCCUCCUCCUGACCCAACUCCAGGUGGUGCCAAACCCAAAACCCAGUAAACACUGAUGGACAAGAAAAGCACCCGGAGUUACAGGCUGUCACUCAGAUGUCUUACCCAGCAGUCUGUGCUCAGAGCUCCAGAGAAAGGAGCUCCAGAGACUGGGGAAGGGAAGGGAGGUUACUUAAAUGAACAAUGAUGAGGAUCACGCGUGGUACUUUAUACUCUACCUGUAUCUAAGUUAUGGGGUUAGGGGUUUGGGUUUAAACUUAAUCAAGGUGAAAGAAUCCUGGAUGAGACUCUUGCUGCUGACGUCAGAGACGGAAAGAUUCUACGACACAGCUUGUCGUAUGUGACCAUCCUUGGAAAUGUUCACUUUUUUAAAACAUAAAAAUGACUCAAGAAGUGUCUUAGAUGGUUGAGAGCUGUAGUCCAAAUGUCUACUGUCCAAAUGUCCAAAUACUAAGACCAGGAAUGGGAAGUUCCCACACCGACAGCUACUCGCCUGAGAAAAGGGAAGUCAGUUGUUAAGGUGAUUUAAGUGAGGGGACAAAAACUGCUGCCAUUAUUCAUGGCAGCAUUAAAUUGGCAAUUAAGGAUGCAUGUUUCAGCACAUGUCCUUUUCUGAAUGCAUAUUCAUUCACAUGACAGUUCAUCUGUGUGUAUGCAAGUAUGAGUGUGUUUGUGUGCGUGUAAUUCCUGUCAUACAGCUUGCUGAAAUGAAACCUAAAAGCAAUUAAAGUCACAUUUCUUCUUUA
Siniperca chuatsi (mandarin fish) is the source of this 2738-nucleotide messenger RNA. RefSeq names its product reticulon 2a (gene rtn2a). NCBI's taxonomy places the organism in Eukaryota, Metazoa, Chordata, Actinopteri, Centrarchiformes, Sinipercidae. The record is from RefSeq and is a predicted model, not a curated record. The coding region runs from base 566 to 2041 and encodes 491 amino acids. The transcript is spliced from 11 exons.